AUAAGCAGAGUAAAAUGCGAAGCAAUUUAUAAUUAGCGGCCAAAUCUGAGUUUUAGUUUAGACAUAAAUGCUACAGUAUUCAUAAGAGGCAGGAAGUUUUCAUCAAGAAGGCAGGCACCUGCCCUCUGUGGUAAUAGUACUGAGAUAGGCAGAGAGGCCCGGGGAGGAACAUUAGGUGAGUGGAAAGUGAGAGCAAGGAUACGGCGCUAGACAUGAUGAACCUGGUAUUGGGGGAAAGUUGGUCUCAAGUACAGUGGUAGUGGUGCUUGCUGGAAAUGGUGACAGGUGGGAUGCACCAACUGAAGAAGAGGAAGAAGUCCACGAUAACUCACAAGUUUUGAGUCCGCAGGAUCAGGAGAGGCUGUGUUGCCACUGCGAGAAUCAGGAUUUGGUUUAGGAGAAGGUGUUCCGCUUUAGGUGAGUUUGAAAUGAGGGAGCCCUGUAAGACAAAAGCUACGAUGGGCUCAGCGUCAGGUCCACGCAGGGUGCAAUGGGCGAGGCAAGUGUGCUGCUCAUCAACUAUUCACCACAAUCAGACCAUUUCCUAAGUCUAUAGAGGAUAGUUUCCACUUACCUUUUAGGGAAGGUAAACCAGCAGUGUUAAGGAAAAACAACAACAACAAAUCAGACUCAGAUUGUUGUUCUUGAAAAGAAGGCUUGGUUCAGCUCAAUUAGUUCUUCUUUCUGGCACCAUUCUGUGUUCUGGCAUCUCGUUUCCUCUUGACAAUCUCAUUUGAGGGUUUAACAACCUCCCAAGUUGUGCUGCAGUCCCUCUCUUACCUAAAGGCCGCCUAACGGGAAUAGGAGGCCUCUGUUUUUUGGAGCAGAUCCCCCAAUGCCGUGUCUGCACUCUGUCCAACAUAGACACCCAGUGAAAGCACGCUGCGACGCUGUAAGCUGGCUCCAAAAGGUUCAUUCCUGUAAAAUGCAGCUCAAGUUGUUGUGAGGCCCUGAAUGAGACCCAGACCUGGGCAGAGGAUCCUUAUGGGGUCGGAGCUGAGUCUGCAUUAUGGAAAGAGUUUGCCCAGAGGUGUGCUUCCUUUACACCUCCCAAAGGGCAGAUGGGCUUUUCUGACCUUCUGACUUGGGAAAACAGAAUUUAAACCCACGCGUCUAUGGAAAAAUGGGCUCCUGUGACAUCCUGAAGCAUUAUUAAAGUGAAACAAGGACCUAGAUGGGUGACUAUCACUUGCUGUCUCUCAGCUCUGAAUCAUCAUGAUCCCCAGGGUCUGUUGCAACGAUGCGACCAUAAGUAUUUUCCCUAAAAUGAAAACUCCCUUCUGGAAAUGCCUAGCCAUUAUAAGUAGCCUUUCUAAGCAAACUGAUAAAUAGGUCGUUUGCCCUUAAAACAAACUUCUAAUUUCAAUUUAGAAAGCCAUGCACAUUACAUGAUUUGACCUUCACAGUCUUACCUUUUAAAAUGGAAACUGCUUGGAAGGGGCUUUUACCUGGAGAAUAUGGCAUGCAUGUGUCUGUUAUACUGCUUUCCUGCCCAAAUAAGUGUGCCCUUAUGCGCACUCCUGUGCAUAUUCCGUUGCUCACUGCAUUUUGUCAGAUGCUGCUUGCUGAAUGCAAAGACUGUGAGACCACUGCCCGGCUUCCUGUAGCGCUAGGCCCACAUUUCCACGGAACCCCUCACCUAGCAGAAUUCUUGAGUGCUUCGCAGUCAGCAGCAUCACCCAGGGUUCUGCCUGAGUGUCACUUCAGUGUCUGCCAAGGAGCUUCAGACAUCCUCAGUUCUGUUUAGGCUGUGCAGAUAGACAUAGGUGAGGUUUGCUUCUAGUUGGUGGUUGCUAGUACCAGGUCACCUUGCUCAUUGGUGAGUUCAUUCCAACCCAAAAAGUCACACCUGUGUCCUGUGCGCGGGUGCUGCAGGCUUAGGUGGAGAAAAGCAGGGCUAGAAUUGGAAUCCAAAGCCCAGGAUGGCAGGAGAGGAUGUGGGGGCUCCACCCGAUCACCUCUGGGUUCACCAAGAGGGUAUCUACCGCGACGAACACCAGCGCACGUGGGUGGCCGUCCUGGAAGAGGAGACGAGUUUCCUAAGGGCACGAGUUCAGCAAGUUCAGGUUCCUUUAGGUGACGCAGCCAGGCCAAGUCACCUUCUCACCUCCCAGCUACCUCUCAUGUGGCAACUCUACCCCGAGGAGCGCUACAUGGAUAACAACUCUCGCUUGUGGCAGAUCCAGCAUCAUUUAAUGGUCAGGGGAGUACAGGAGCUGUUGCUUAAGCUUUUGCCUGAUGAUUAAUCUGGUGCUGGGAUUCUAGGAAGAUAUGCCCCUCUGUUCUGUUCAGUAUAUGGCAAUCACGUCAUCCACCACUGCAGUGCACCCACCUGUGGGCCUGUGGGGAGGGAGUGGGUUGAAAAACUGCUCAAGAACAC
This is a messenger RNA of Globicephala melas (long-finned pilot whale), 2380 nucleotides long. It is a transcript of the gene MTCP1, whose product is annotated as mature T cell proliferation 1. NCBI's taxonomy places the organism in Eukaryota, Metazoa, Chordata, Mammalia, Artiodactyla, Delphinidae. Gene Ontology annotation, biological process: positive regulation of peptidyl-serine phosphorylation. Gene Ontology annotation, molecular function: protein serine/threonine kinase activator activity. The record is from RefSeq and is a predicted model, not a curated record.